This is a messenger RNA of Lepus europaeus (European hare), 3797 nucleotides long. RefSeq names its product synaptosome associated protein 29 (gene SNAP29). The coding region runs from base 88 to 867 and encodes 259 amino acids. Gene Ontology annotation, cellular component: SNARE complex; plasma membrane. Gene Ontology annotation, biological process: synaptic vesicle priming; exocytosis; synaptic vesicle fusion to presynaptic active zone membrane. The record is from RefSeq and is a predicted model, not a curated record. Gene Ontology annotation, molecular function: syntaxin binding; SNAP receptor activity. NCBI's taxonomy places the organism in Eukaryota, Metazoa, Chordata, Mammalia, Lagomorpha, Leporidae. The transcript is spliced from 5 exons.
CGGAAGCAGCUCCCACAGCGGCUACGGGGGUCGACGCGGGCCGCGCCUCCUUCUGCUUGGUCCCGGAUCGGCCGAGACGCCGGGACGAUGUCGGCGUACCCCAGGAGCUGCAACCCGUUUGACGACGACGACGCGGAAGACGAGGGUGCCCGGCCGGCCCCCUGGAGGGAUGGCCGCGACCUCGCCGACGGGCCCGACGCGCCCGUGGAUCGGCAGCAGUACCUGCGGCAGGAGGUGCUGCGCAGGGCCGAGGCCACGGCGGCCAGCACCGCUAGGUCUCUGUCCCUCAUGUACGAGUCCGAAAAAGUCGGGGUCGCCUCCUCCGAGGAGCUCGUCCGUCAGCGAGGAGUCUUAGAACGCACGGAGAAGAUGGUGGACAAGAUGGACCAAGAUUUGAAGACCAGCCAGAAGCACAUCAACAGCAUUAAGAGCGUGUUCGGGGGCCUUGUCAAUUACUUCAAAUCCAAACCCGCAGAGGCGCCCCCUGAACAGAAUGGCACCAGUACCCCCCAGCCCAGCAGCAGGUUGCAAGAAGCCAUAACUACAAGUAAAGAGCAGGAGGCGAAAUACCAGGCCAGCCACCCAAACCUCAGGAAGCUGGAUGAUGUGGACUCCGUCCCUGGAGGGGCUGGCUCUGCUGUGAGUACUGACACUUACCCCAAGAAUGCACAGCUCCGGGCCUAUCACCAGAAGAUCGACAGCAACCUGGAUGAGCUGUCCUUGGGACUGGGCCGCCUGAAGAACAUAGCCCUGGGGAUGCAGACGGAAAUCGAGGAGCAAGACGACAUUCUUGACCGGCUGACAACCAAAGUGGACAAGUUAGACAUCAACAUAAAAAGCACAGAAAAAAAGGUUCGGCAACUCUGAAAGUCAAAAAAGGAUUUCCACUCCGUGGUGAGGAAGGGAGUUCCACCGAUCUUCUCUUUAAACGCCCAGGAAAUGUCCUUUCUUAUUUUAGUAUGUAAUUUAAUGUGCAUUUGCGAAUGUUCUAAUAGAGCGGGGCCUGAGAGGUUUCUUGUUGCCGUGAGGAAUUGUGUGUCCUGCGUUUUCUUAGGGCUGACGCCUCUCUUAAGUUCUUUCAGCCGACGUAAAGCCUUUGAAGACCAUGUUGGAAUGAGAAGCAAAAGUUGUAUCUCUCAAUUUUCCUCCGUACGUGGAAAGAUGCGGGCAGGACUUCAAUCUUGGGCCCGCCAAGUCCUGCUUUCCUGUUUGAUAUAUUACUCAUUCCUAGGCCUUAGUGAGUCGGGAUGUUCAGGGACCCUGGGAGCCAGUUUAUGUGGGGAGGGUCACCAUCGUGGUAAGCAGGCACAUGCUGUCUCUCUCACACACACAGCACAUCCUGAUGGUUCUCUUAGCCCCUGGAAUGGGGUCAGUGUUAGGUCUGUUAGUAAAGUGUGUCACAUCCCUUGCUCUUGUGUUGACGCAAGAGUGUCCCUUGGCAUGCAUUUUCAUAGGAAGGUUUCAGAUCAGCACUGGUCAACCGUGAUACCUGGAAAUGUGCAGGCGAUUGGGCAAGCUCCUCUUCCCCCACCUACUUCUCCUCUCCAACCUUCCAUCCCAGUUGGAAACAUGACCCAGAUGUGGAUCCUGGUCUAGUUUGUGGGAAUGGAGUGUCACACAGAUGUGGCCACACCCACUGGUCUUUCUCCUUCAAGCCCUCUCCCCGCCUUGGCCAAGGCUCAGUGUGGCUGAAUAUGUCUUCAGUUCCUGGGCUCCCCUGAGCUGUGCAGGGCUGCACUUCUUGGCCUUCUUGCAAGAUAAGUUAAACCAUUACCUGGUUCUCAGCCAUCAAGUGUUGAAACUGUCACUCCACAAAUUAUGCUGACUUCACGUAGAAGGAUUUGGCUAAAGAAAAAAAAAAUCCCAGGUGUUAUUUUAAGCAGCCUAGCUUAUUCUCUCAUUUUACAAAAGAAAUCGUUUAGAAGCGUUAAUUACAAUUGAUUUCUACAAUUUUUAAAUUGAUUGGUCUUCAGUGAAAUUGAAGCCACAGGCCCUGUCUCUUUUCAAAAACAAAUGAUUUAGAACAUCUUGAAGAUGGUGUAGGUCAGAAACUUUCAAGUACAGUGCCUUUCACCUUAAGCCGUGGCACCCACCUGUGGGAGCCGUGCCAACCACUGAUGCUUUCCUUCGAGAGUCUGCAGCCUAUAAAAAGUUGUCUCAGAGCAAAGGAAACCUCUGGGAGGGAUGCCAGCAGGCAGUUCGCAUCCCAUAAUCCAUGGCGUUCCUAAAACCACUGAGAGCCUCCGUAGGCAAACACAGCUUCCUCUGAAUGGUGAUCAGAUUCAGAUGCACAUGGCUUUGACCCCUGGAGUGUGAGGACUCGAUUCAAGGUAAUAAACCCAAACGAUAUUCAGCGGAGGAGCUCAGCAUUCCUAUGCUCUCGACAACUCGUGAGAGAAAAAAAUGUUAAGCACAGUUCCCAUCCCAGGGAGAACCAAUGCACGGGGCUUUGGGGGAAAGGACUGCUCAACAGCUUGAAACACAGAGUGCAGGGCAGCCCACGUGUACGAUUCCACCUGCCCCAGCGACCUCUCCGGUGCGUCAUGAGAACUUUCUCUUAGUCAUCAUCAGGCACAAACUUGUGAGAAUUAGUCGUGAUACUUCAGGCCCAGGCUUCUCUGUUCAUUGCCUCUAACAGCCACUACAAACCAUUCUCAGCAGCCGACCACCUCCCAUCUGCAGAUGGCAUGAGUGAGCCCACUGACUUGAAGCCAAGUGAAAUAUUUUAUGUCACUUGCCUGUCUUUUGUUGGCUUGAUAAAGCUAAUCCCUCCCGUUCCCCCCAGCCACUACUUCCCUGUUUUGUUUUUUUAUCCUGAGUACACAGAGAGUGGCCUCACUUUGCUAGAAGUGUCUCCCUGGGUCCCGUUCUAGAGGGCCUCCAGUGCCUCGUCCUAUUCUGUUCAGACCCUCUGGUUCGAAGUCCUGGGGCGAGGGACCGUCCCUAAGCUGCACGCUGGCCUGCUGCUGCUUCCUGCUGGGUCUGCCCACUCCUUUCCCCACUACAAACCGGCUGCUGACGCCACUCUAUGGAGUAAAGCUGCUUGCGCUUCGACCGAGAAUGAAGAACUGAUGACUGUCAUGAGAGAGAAGACGUCCUGCCCUCGGGACAAGUCACAUCUCAUGGACACACGCCAAGAGGACAGGCCCGGGCGCCAUGGACCUUGGUGCCACAGAUGAGACGGUGAACAACUCCUGCUUGCCAGACGGGCUCUGAGACAGAUUUCAACUUCGACAGUUGCACUGGAAACAAAUGGUGCCUUUCACGAACAACACAAAGAACAUGGCUUUCCUAACGUUAGGUUGGGAUAUGUUAACAUGUGCUCCUAACUUUGGAAACAAGUGCAUUCUCCUAGGAAGGAAACUCCACCAGGACUUUCUGACCUCACAGCCCUGGAGCUGCUUUGUGCAUUCUGUAGACAAGGAGACCUAAAUUAACUCAGAUUGCAAGAGGGGGGAAAAUCAGCAUUGUAAUCUCUCACUGCCUCUUGUGAACAUGUAGUUUUAAGGGUACACUACACCGAUUGACUUAAAAUCUUCACAGCUUGCUUAUGUAGGCCUUUCCUGCAGAAUUCUAAGUUACCAAUGACGUGAAGCACCCUCCCCCUGAUGAAUCAAACGUCUUGUAUCCGCCGUGCUGAGCCACUCAUUAAAAGUGCUUGUGAUGAGGGGGCGGCAGUGGGGAGGUGGGGGAGCUCUUUGCUCAGAGUCUGGAUCAGAACAGCUUGUAUCCACCAUGCCUUCAUCCAACAGUCUCCGUAAUCCAUACAAAUAAAAUGUGAAGUUGUUUUUUAAUCA